This is a messenger RNA of Fraxinus pennsylvanica, 387 nucleotides long. NCBI's taxonomy places the organism in Eukaryota, Viridiplantae, Streptophyta, Magnoliopsida, Lamiales, Oleaceae. The record is from the annotation of a GenBank genome assembly.
AUGCAGAAGAUGAAAACUAUGGAUUCUACUUUGUUAAAAGCCAGUCGUGUUUACCUUGAUUGCUCCGCCAUGGUGAAAAAGCUUCAUGCUAUGACUUACAAUGCUGAAGCAGGUGCAAUCUCAGAAGAUGCAAGUUGCUUUUCCCGCCUCUCUUUGAAGUUGACUGCUGAAUAUUUUACCCUAGAGCCUGAGAAAUGGGUGCUCCCCAACAUAGAUAAACUUGGUGGUUUGCUGGUUGCAGAUAAGGUGAUGGUGAGCCUACCGACAACGCAGCAAGGUUCUACAAAUGGUUUAGAGGAAAAAGAUAGAGGGGAUUGGCUUGGGAAUCUUCAGUAUGAAGUAUUUAGCCUCGAAAACCAGCAAUAUGAGCAUUUGAACAAGGUCUAA